Messenger RNA from Cryphonectria parasitica EP155, 4187 nucleotides. Its product is annotated as GDPD-domain-containing protein. The transcript has 4 exons. NCBI's taxonomy places the organism in Eukaryota, Fungi, Ascomycota, Sordariomycetes, Diaporthales, Cryphonectriaceae. Gene Ontology annotation, molecular function: glycerophosphocholine phosphodiesterase activity; protein binding. The coding region runs from base 75 to 3698 and encodes 1207 amino acids. The record is from RefSeq and is a predicted model, not a curated record. Gene Ontology annotation, biological process: glycerophospholipid catabolic process.
CACAUACAAACGCUCAUCGACGACACCGCCAAUCAACCAACACCAUAAAAGAGUAUCAUCUCAAGCCUGCAAAGAUGAAGUUUGGGAGGAAUCUUCCUCGAAACCAGGUGCCCGAGUGGGCAUCUGCCUAUGUCAACUACAAGGGCCUCAAGAAACUCAUCAAAGCUGCUGCCCUGGCCUCACAGAAUGGUGAAAAGGCUGACUUGGCCGAGUUUUUCUUCGCGCUGGACCGAAAUCUUGAGGAUGUCGACUCCUUUUACAACAAGAAGUUCUCUGAUGGGUGCCGCCGCCUCAAGCUCCUUCAGGACCGCUACGGCAAGAUGCCCGACGUGGGCGACCUGGACGUGGAUGAGACUGAGGAGCUCAUGGGGGCGCUGCUGGAGCUGCGGUCGCAGUUCAGGAACCUACAGUGGUUCGGCGAGAUUAACCGGCGGGGCUUCGUCAAGAUCACCAAGAAGCUUGACAAGAAGGUGCCCAAUUCGGCCACGCAGCACCGGUACAUCGCCACCAAGGUGGACCCCAAACCGUUUGCCAAGGACAACACCAUCGCGCGAUUGCUGAGUGAUAUCAACAAGUGGCUGUCGGCCCUCGGCGACGCCCAGAACGUCGACGACAACAGGUCCGAGAGGUCCAUCCGCUCACUGGGGCGCGCCUCGGCAAAGGCCAUGCUGACCGUCCCCUCGGCCCUGCUCGACCAGCUGGACCAGGCAAUCCGCGAUGACGACGUCGAGACCCUCAGGGCACGCCUGGCCGACACGAACUUGGCCCUGCCCGAGCCCGCAGCGCAGAGUCUGCUGCUCAACCUCCUCCAGAGAUCCAUCUCCAUGCGGUCCAAGAGGUCCAUCGAGUAUCUCCUGUCGCACAUAAAAACGUUGGACGAACCAGAUGACAUCAACGAGCGGAACUGCAUCCACCGUCUGGUCAUCCACAUCGGCCGCACCAAGUCUGCCAAGACUGGGGACAACGAUGCGCCUACGUAUCCUUUCCCGUCAGGAAACCAUUACGCAUCACAGUACAUCACUCCUGCGGUAACACCUGCAGACUCUCCCCAGACAGAGACCAGGGAGAACCUCUUGGACAAGAACGACGAGGCUGUCGACGUCCUGAUUUACCUCCUGGACAAGCUGCCCGAGCACCAGCGGCCCGCCCUGAGCCUGAGGGAUUCGUUUGGCCGCCUUCCCCUACACUACGCCGCCCAGUUCGGAUUCGUGGUGGUAUGCCAGGUGAUUAUGGACAAGAUGCAGCAGUGGGGCCAGUUCGACGUGGAAGAGGGCAUUGACGCGCCUGACUGGCAGGAUAAGGAGGGCAACGCCCCCCUACACCUCAGCGUUAUUGGCGGGCAUGCCCUGACGACCCAAGCGCUCCUCCAGGGCGAGAACUGGCGAGGGCCUAGCGAGGACAAGACGGCCAUGCGACGAGGCAUCUCCAAGUCGAGUGCGGUCCUGGCCAUUGCGACCAAGGCCAACUUCACGCGCAUCGUCAAGCUACUAGUGGACGCGGGCGUGGACAUCAAUUGGCAGGACAGCUCAGGGGAGACGGCACUGCACAUUGCUGCUAGGUUCGGCCACGACGAGUGCGCGCGCAUCCUGAUCGAGGGCACGGAUCAGCAAAAGGCUGACCUGCAGCUUGCAGAGAAGAACUUCAACUGGACGCCACUGCACAUCGCUGCCGUUGACGGGCACCCACAGGUCGCGAGGCUGCUAGUCGAGGCUGGUGCCGAUGUGGACAGGCUCGACUCGUCCGGCUGGACGGCCAAGGAGCACGCCGCCCUGCGAGGCCACCUGUCCAUCGCCCGCCUCCUGAGGGAGAAUACGCGUGUGGAUGAGGUCUUGUCAACGACCGAGGGGGAAGAUGGACAACCUGCCACCAACGCAGGAACCUCGCCUCCAGAGGUCUCCUCGCUGGGCGACAGGCGAUCUAAUGCGGUCGCCUCCUCAUUACGCGCCGCUGAGCCCGUCAAGACAUUUGGUCACCGAUACCUCAAGGACGAGAGCUUGGUCCUGGUCAGCCUUGGCUCCAUGGACAUGCGCAAGGACGUCGACGCUGUUAAGCUGGACCGUGUUCCUCUAACCGAGGCACACACGACGCAGCUGGACACGGCGCUAUCGGUGGUGGUCUCGGCCAACGGAGCCCAGGGCGAGCCAACCAUCAUCGACCUCCCCGUGCACGAGAACAUCGCCACAGAGCCCAUCGUGUUCAUGACGCGCGAUGCCGCCAAGGUGAAGCUGCUCUUCGAUAUCGUGCCGACCUACUCAGGCAACGAGAAGAACAAGAUCGGCAGAGGAGUCGCCCUCCUGUCCAGCGUGCGGCCCUCGGUCGGGUCCAAGCGCAUGAACCUCCAGGGCGACGUGUGCGUGCCCGUCAUGUCGUCCGCCACGCUCGAGGUCAUCGGUACCGUCAACUUCAACUUCCUCGUCGUCACGCCCUUUGCUCACGCCAACAUGGAGGUCACGUCGCGCCAGACGUACUGGAAGAAGCUGGCGUCCACCAUGGUCAUUGGCCACCGAGGGCUUGGCAAGAAUGUCACCAGCAACAGGUCGCUCCAGCUGGGCGAGAACACGGUCGAGUCCUUCAUCGCCGCUGCUAACCUGGGCGCCCAGUAUGUCGAGUUUGACGUCCAGCUGACAAAGGAUCAUGUGCCCGUCAUCUAUCACGACUUCCUCGUCAGCGAGACGGGCAUCGACGCCCCUGUGCACACCUUGACCCUCGAGCAGUUCCUGCACAUUAACCCAGACGCAAGGCGGCUUAACGGGAAAGAGAUGCUCAAUGGCGUCACUACUACUACCACUACUACUACCACCACCGCCGCCCACAACAACGGCAUUGUCCAACAUCACCACCACCACCACCAUCACCACGGCGUUGGCUCUUCCGGCCCACGACAGCGGUCCAUGUCAGUCGGAUACGGCAGCAAGCCACUGAGUGACGGACGGGCAGCAGUAGCAGCAGACGAGCGGAUGAAGCAUACACGCGACUUCAAGGAGAAGGGCUACAAGGGCAACUCGCGCGGUAACUUCAUCCAGGCCCCCUUCGCGACUCUCGAGGACCUGUUCCGCGACCUCCCUCAGGGCGUGGGCUUCAACAUCGAGAUGAAGUAUCCGAUGCUGCACGAGAGUGAGGAGCACGAAAUGGACGCCUACGCCGUCGAGCUCAAUUCAUUCUGCGACACCGUCCUCACAAAGGUCUAUGACCUCGCCGAGGACCGCCACAUCAUCUUCAGCAGCUUCAACCCGGACAUCUGCCUUUGUCUCAGCUUCAAGCAGCCCAACUUCCCCAUCAUGUUCCUCUCCGACUCUGGGACCAGCCCUGUCGGUGAUGUCCGCGCAAGCUCUCUGCAGGAGGCUAUUCGCUUCGCCAGUCGCUGGAAUCUGCUGGGCAUCGUGAGCAAUACGGAGCCCUUUACCAACUCGCCGCGCCUGGUGAGGGUUGUGAAGCAGCAUGGUCUUGUCUGUGUCAGCUAUGGUUCGGAGAACAACGAUCCACUUAUGGUGCAGCGCCAAGUCAAAGAGGGCAUCGACGCCGUCAUCGUAGAUAGCGUCCUCGCCAUCCGCAAGGGUCUCACUGAGCACGAGAGCAAGGCAGCCGCGGCGCUGCCUCCUUCACCACUCCGUGGAUCCUCGGAGGAUGGCGGCAGUGGCAGUGAGACGGUGGCGAAUAAUGUGGAUUUUGUUAAGGGGGGCGUGAAAGUUGCGAAUUAGACACCCGCCCACUCUCUAGAAAGGGAAGGAGUUGUUUGCAAUAUUCUUUAAAGGCAUAGAGGGUGCUUUGGCAAUUCGAGGAGGGUUUAAAGACAGAUACAGGAUAGGGACAUGCUCGCGGAAGUUGAGCACUGGGGACGCAACGGAACCCAAGAAACCCGUACAGAUCGAGACGGAAAAGAUAUGCGCAACUGGAGUGCAAGAAGCGGGGGGUAGAAGAAGAAGAAGAAGAAGAAGAAGAAGCAGAAACACGGCUGGGCCCUUUGGCAAGCCAGCCGCGACGUAAGCAUUACUCACGGUGUUGUUGGUAUUUUUCCUUUUUCUAUUCCUUUCUUCUCCCUCGAAACCUCGAUUCAUGAAUAGGAGAAUAUCAUGCACGUAUGUACAUCUAAUGAAUGAACCUGGCGGGGGCGCAGGCGAAUGUGUGCCCCCUUGGAUCUUGGUCCUGAACCCCGGGACUGUUCACUUGGUUCUUCUUUCUCUCUUUCC